CUGGUUCCUCCAUGUUCUCGAACAUUUUCAUGAUGGAUAAAAGCUUUAGAUUUAUUUUUACAACUUAUAUGUAGGUUAAACAUAAAGUUUUCUCUCUCAGGUUAUGAACAAAAAUCUCAAUGACAUCGAUCCAGUCAUGGAAGUCUGCCUCAAACUGACCAGGCUUCUUCUAGGAACGCUGCUUUCCCAUUGGCUGACUGCUGUCCUGUCCCGGGAUUUCACUCUGGCGGACAUCGUUCAGCUCCAUCUCUCAGCUACUCCACAUCCUGGAGGGUUUAAGUGCUUCACCUGUGAAGAUGCUGAAGAUAACUACUCCUGCAACCGCUGGGCUCCUGACACCUACUGUCCUGAAGACACCAGAUUCUGCUACACACGCCAUCAUAUGGACGAGGAUGGUGAAAGUGUCUCUGUCACAAAGCGCUGUGUGUCCCGGGACGAGUGUGUGUCCACAGGCUGCAUGCAGCACGAAGCCCACACGGUCUGCACUUCUUGUUGUGAAGGAAACAUCUGCAACCUGCCGGUGCCGUGGAACGAGACGACGGCCAUCUUCUCUACCACCUCUCCCCUGAACCAAGUGAUCAGAGUGUCUCCUGGGAGAAUCACAGCUCUCAGCAUCAUCAUCGUGCUUAGUGAAUUUAAUUAGAACUGCUUGAAUCAGUGAAAUGUUCAAGUUGUUUUAUAUUGUAAAUUAUUU
Molecule: messenger RNA, 694 nt
Organism: Clarias gariepinus (North African catfish)
Lineage: Eukaryota; Metazoa; Chordata; Actinopteri; Siluriformes; Clariidae
Product: ly6/PLAUR domain-containing protein 6-like
Exons: 4
Coding region: 104-643 (179 amino acids)
Biological process (GO): positive regulation of canonical Wnt signaling pathway
Molecular function (GO): acetylcholine receptor inhibitor activity
Source: RefSeq, a predicted model, not a curated record